Molecule: messenger RNA, 630 nt
Organism: Ascochyta rabiei
Lineage: Eukaryota; Fungi; Ascomycota; Dothideomycetes; Pleosporales; Didymellaceae
Exons: 1
Coding region: 1-630 (209 amino acids)
Source: RefSeq, a predicted model, not a curated record
AUGUACCGCAAAGGCUGGAGGAACGAGAAAGGAAAGUUCAAAAGACCACGAAAAUUGUCCUCGAUAAGGCGAGCACAGUACCAGCACCAGCCCCAGCACCGCCGGCACCUCAGGCUGAUCACAAUAGUGACGACGAAGAAGAAGAAGAAGAAGAAGAAGAAGAAGAAGAAGAAGAAGAAGAAGAAGAAGAAGAAAGAGGAGGAGUACAUGGGGACCAGCGUGAAAGGUGGAUCGCGGACUUUUUGCCUUGCCCCCAGAUAUCGAAGAGCUCGGGCUCCUAAGCCCGUUGGAGAGCGACAUACAGCCAACAGGGCAGUGCUGCAUAGUGUUUGGACGUAUGAGAAACAGUGUCGUGUAGGCUUGCAAAUUCUGCUGAAGCAUGUGCAGCUCUCAGUCAGGUCGACACUCAUCUCUGCGUUUCUCCACCUCACAUUCACUUUCCGAUUGAUUGUUGGAGAAUUCCACAAGAUGCUAGGUGGUCGUCCGCUUGACUGGAUCAGUGACAAACCAGGCCAGUCAAAGAUGAUCACUGACAUCAAGCGAUUAUUGGAGCAGCUGCUCACUUGUCUAGGAACAACACAGGUGACUAACUGUAUCGAGGCUUUUAAUAGCCUCACGACCAGGCGCUGA